CAGAGGACUCUGGGAGGAGGAGGAGGAGGACAUGUCCUGCCCCCGUCCCAGCCCCACAGCAUGGGACACCACCGCAAGGGGCUCACUGCGGACAGCCCUGGCCCAGCCAGGCUUCUCCUCCUCCUCCUCCAACAGAGUUGGGGAGGUUUUGUUCGCCAAAGGAGACCCAUCUGGCCUUUAGUCUCCAUCCACGGAUUCAAGAGCCGCCAUGGCUGGAAAGCACUGAAAGGCCUCUCUUGAUGUGGCCCUAAGGGAGGUGAACUGAAUCAGAAACCCAAGAUGGCUGGCGCGUCCGUCAAAGUGGCCGUCCGGGUGCGUCCCUUCAAUGCCCGAGAGAUCAGCCGAGAUGCCAGAUGUGUGAUCCAGAUGCAGGGGAAAAACACCUGCAUUGUCAAUCCCAAGCAGUCCAAAGAUGCCAUCAAGAACUUCACUUUUGACUAUUCCUACUGGUCUCACACUUCGGAGGAGGACCCCAACUUUGCUUCCCAGCGGCAGGUCUACAAAGACAUUGGCGAAGAGAUGCUCCUCCACGCCUUUGAGGGCUACAACGUCUGCAUCUUCGCUUAUGGCCAGACGGGGGCUGGCAAGUCUUACACCAUGAUGGGCAAGCAGGAGAAGGACCAGCAGGGCAUCAUCCCUCAGCUCUGUGAAGAUCUUUUCGCUCGAGUGAACGAGAACAAAUCCCCCAACCUCUCCUAUUCUGUAGAGGUGAGCUACAUGGAAAUCUACUGUGAGCGAGUGCGUGAUCUCUUGAACCCCAAAAGCCGUGGCAACUUGCGCGUGCGGGAGCACCCCAUCAUGGGUCCCUACGUGGAGGACCUCUCCAAGCUUGCUGUCACCUCCUACGAAGAUAUUGCGGACCUCAUGGACUGUGGCAACAAAGCGAGGACUGUUGCUGCCACCAACAUGAAUGAAACCAGCAGUCGCUCCCAUGCCGUCUUCACCAUUGUCUUCACGCAGCAGCGUCACGACGAGAUGACAAACCUGGACACUGAGAAGGUCAGCAAAAUCAGCCUGGUGGACCUGGCUGGGAGUGAGCGUGCAGAUUCCUCGGGAGCAAAGGGCAUGAGGCUGAAGGAAGGUGCCAACAUCAACAAGUCCCUGACCACGCUGGGCAAAGUGAUUUCUGCCCUGGCAGAGAUGCAAAAUAACAAGAAGAAAAAGUCUGAAUUCAUCCCGUACCGGGACUCAGUGCUCACCUGGCUACUAAAAGAGAAUUUGGGGGGCAAUUCCCGCACUGCUAUGAUCGCUGCCCUCAGCCCAGCCGACAUCAACUACGAGGAGACGCUGAGCACCCUCCGCUAUGCUGACCGUACCAAGCAGAUCCGUUGCAAUGCCAUUAUUAAUGAAGACCCGAAUGCCCGCCUGAUCCGAGAGCUCAAGGAAGAGGUGGCCCGGCUCCGGGAGCUCCUCUGCACCCAGGGGCUUUCAGCAACCACUUUCCCAGGCACCAAGACAGACGACCCAGGAGGGGGACCGGGGCUUCCCCUCUCUCCCUUUGCCCCGAGUGCAGAUUCUCCCCUCCUGCUUGAACCCAUGACCCUCAAUGGGGAGUCAGAGCAAUACCUCCCUGAAUCGGAGGAGCAAAUCAUCUGCACGGAGGAGGCCAUGGAGAGGCUUCAGGAGACGGAGAAGAUCAUUGCCGAACUGAAUGAAACCUGGGAAGAGAAAUUGCGGAAAACGGAGGCCAUCCGAAUGGAGCGGGAGGCUCUCCUGGCUGAGAUGGGUGUGGCUCUCCGGGAAGACGGGGGCACUGUGGGGGUCUUUUCCCCAAAAAAGACUCCCCACCUGGUGAACCUGAAUGAGGACCCCUUAAUGUCCGAGUGCCUCCUCUACCACAUCAAGGAUGGGGUCACCCGAGUUGGUCAGCAAAACGUGGACAUCAAACUGACGGGGCAGUUCAUCAAGGAGCAGCACUGCGUCUUCCGGAGCAUCACCGGCGACUCUGGGGAAGCUGUGGUCACGCUGGAGCCGUGCGAGGGGGCAGAGACCUACGUCAACGGGAAGCAAGUGAUGGAGCCUCUGGUCCUGAGAUCAGGCAACCGCAUUGUGAUGGGGAAGAACCACGUUUUCCGCUUCAACCACCCUGAGCAGGCACGGCUGGAACGGGAGCGCAGCACCCCCCUGGAGAGCCAGGCCGAGCCGGUGGACUGGAACUUUGCCCAGCGGGAGCUGCUGGAGAAGCAAGGCAUCGAUAUUAAGCUGGAGAUGGAAAAGCGACUGCAAGACCUGGAGACGCAAUACCGUCGGGAGAAGGAAGAGGCGGACUUGCUUUUGGAGCAGCAAAGGCUGUACGCAGACUCUGAUAGCGGAGAUGACUCGGACAAGCGCUCGUGUGAGGAGAGCUGGCGCCUCAUCUCGUCGCUGCGGGAGAAACUCCCCGCCACCAAAGUGCAGACCAUUGUGCGGCGCUGUGGCCUGCCCAGCUCAGGCAAGAAGCGAGAGCCGCUCCGUGUAUACCAGAUCCCACAGCGCCGGCGGGUGGCCAAGGACCCCCGCUGGCUGACGCUGGCUGACCUCAAGAUGCAAGCGGUCAAGGAGAUCUGCUACGAAGUGGCCCUCAACGACUUCCGGCACUCGCGCCAGGAGAUCGAGGCCAUGAGCAUCGUCAAAAUGAAGGAGCUCUGCCGGCUGUAUGGAAAACGCGACCCCAACGAGCGAGAGAGCUGGCGGGCCGUGGCCCGAGAUGUGUGGGACACGGUUGGUGUUGGCGAAUCGGAUGGCGGUGGUAGUGGCAACAACAUGGGGGGCGGGAGCUCAGAUGGCAGAGCUGGCACCCCGGGAGCUGAUGUAGAUGACCUUCGGGCUCACAUUGAUAAGCUGACCGACAUCCUUCAGGAGGUGAAGAUCCAAAACAACAUGAAGGACGAGGAGAUCCGGGCCUUACGGGAUCGUGUGGUGAAGAUGGAGAGGGUCAUCCCCAUCUCCGAACAGGAGGACGAAGACCUGGAGAAUGAGUGGGGCUCGCUGCUUUUCACAGAGGGGCUUGUGUCCGAAGGAGACUCGAAGGACCAGCGGAUGGGCAGCCAGGACUCGCUGGGCUCCAAGGAGGAGGCAGAGGAGGACGAGGACGAGGAAAGGAGACCACCGGGGUCAUCGUCCCCUUCCUCAUCUUCCUGCUACGAGCGGGUGACCCGUCUGAUGGAGAAGGACCCGGCCUUCCGCCGAGGGCGCCUCCGAUGGCUGCGUCAGGAGCAGGCCCGGCUCCAGAACCUCCAGCAGCAGCAGCUGGCCAAGACCCUCCGGCGGCACCAGCUCCCCGGCACACCGGGCAAGUUCAUCCCCCCGCAGGACUGCAAGCUGCGCUUCCCAUUCAAGAGCAACCCCCAGCACCGCUACUCCUGGGGGCCCAACUCUGCUUUCAUGGUGGCUGGUGGGGAGAAGGUGGCAGGGGCAGCCCCUACAGGGCCCGACCAAGAAGGGCUCCCACUCUCCAGCCCCCGCCCCCCCCGACGCAACAGCUCCGGCUCCCAGCCCCAGCGUGGGUCAGGCCGCCCGGCCACCCGGCGUAACUCCCUGGAAGGCGGAGGGCAGAACCAGCGGGGCCGGCGGUGUCACGGGCAAGAGCACUUCCAGGCACGCAAACAUAAUUACUACCCUCGCCAGCACCAGCCCUACCCGCAGCACCGGCCCACCGGCAACCCUGAGGGCGGCGGCAGUGGCAGCACCCCUCCACCCCGCAUGCGCCGCCAGAGGUCUGCCCCCAACUUGCAGCAGGAACGUGAGAGCGCCGUGUGACCAGGUUGGCACCAGAGGGCUGGUCAGGGACCGGAGGGCUGCGUGUCGGGGGUCCGGUGGCACAGAGCAGCACCCCACAUUUGGCUGUGGCCCUUGGUUCCCCUUUGCAGUGGACAGAAGAACUGACAGACUAGCAGAGUGCCAUGCAAGAGGGAGGUUGCUGGAGGCAGCUGGGUUUUGGGGGAACGGGGUUACGGGGCGUGGGGUGCGCAGGCCGGGGCUUCUGGGAGCAGAAGGGGCUGCUGGUUCUUCUUUGCCUUUGUCUUUUUGUGGGAAAUCCAAAGAAAUUUGUUUGUUUUAAUAGGAGUUGAGUCUGGGAGGGGGCUUUUAAGACAGGAAAGGAGGGUUGGGAAAGGGAGGAGGCAGAAGAGUUUUAUUUGGACUGGAGACACAAAAGAGUCCAGAGAGGUGGAGGAGGCGGAAUGGAGGGAGUCAGUGGAGGGUUUGUGGGAGGCAGUUGUGGGUCACAGGAUGUCAGGAGGAGGGUUUGUGGGUCGGAAGGAACAAUGAGCUUGCGAGGGGCAGAGCUGGGCAGAGACAGGUGCAAGGGGGACCCCCAAUUCCUCUUUCCCAAGGGGCUGGGCUGGGGUCCAGACACCCAGGGACCCCAAAUGUCUCCCUGCACCCCACUCCAGUUGCUCUGUCCUCAUCACAGGGGCAAGAUACCAAAACUUUCCCCCGUCCCCAAAUGACUCAGUUUGUGUGCUUCAUGGAACUGGUUGUGUGUGAGUUGUGUUUUAUCUGGGUCUCCUGAUUGCUGCAACAUUAAAGGGGGGCCUUGGGGGGGAGCAGAAACAAUUGCUGAGUUCCCCUCCACACACACACACACACAAGCACUGCGUGGCUGGAGCGUCUGUGGGGUGCAUCUGUCUGUGGAGAGGGACAUUUUGCCAUAACCGAAUGUCUCUUUCAGAGGCAAACCAAGGGUGAAUAUCAAGAUGGGGGCAAGCAGACGAUCUACGGACGAUCUGCAGCCAACAUCAGCCCCCCCCAAAAAAAUAUCUGCAAUUGUCUUUUCUGGUUUUGCUGCAAUUUGAAAAAAAGGGAGGCAGAAGAAAUUAAGGAGAGCCAUAGAGUUGAAGUGCUCUUUUACUCCUGUUGUCACCGUGUGCUUUCAAGUUGUUUCUGACUUAUGGGGAGCCUAUAUUAUGGGGGUUUCUUGGCAAGAUUUAUCCAGAGGGGGUUUGCCCUUGCCUCCCCCUGAGGCUGAGAGAAUAUGACUUGCCGUAGGUCACCCCACUGGGCUUCCAUGGCUGAGCUGGGAAUUUAACCCUGGUCACCAGAGUCAUAGUCGAAUGUGCAAACCACUACACCACGCUACUGGCCCCCCUCCCAAAAAAAUAGCUACCAUCUUUCAUUCUAUAAAGUCCUUAUAGAACUCCCCCCCCAUAGGCUGGCAAAGGGAGAGCUGCUGAUCCUUCCAUGCCCCCAACCCAUAUUCAUGAGUGGGGGGCUUUGUGUUUUGGGAGGUGGGGGAAAAGACGUGGUUCUCCCCUCCCUUUAUCCAGCACUGCUGACUCCCCCUCCACCGGAAAAACCACUGCUGAUGCUGCCAGGAAGGCAGAUAGACCACUAAAUGCCCCUUUUCUUGGCCCAGGAGCUCUUCAGGAAGGCAGCCCCCCACCCCACACACACAGGGGACACCCCAAAGGUCUCUCUCAGCCCCACUUUUCACACUCACAAACACCCCCCUGCCAGAUCUGGCCCUCCUGGUGGUCAGCAGUUCAGUCCUUCCAAAGCUUGGCCUUUUUUUGGGGGGGUGUCUCUCCGGCUCCCACUCUCCCCACCAGUGCUUGUAGUUCCUUUGCUGGGGGAAAGGUAUGUGUGUGUUUGUGUACAGUUGCAGGUAGGAGUGUGUGUGCGUUGGGGUUGCUGCAUUUUCUUCUCCCCCCCCCCCCAAUUCCUGUGCUGCCCUUGGAAAUCAUGGCUAAAGGGUCACUCUCCCUUGUAAUCCUGGGUCAAUAAAGGAGGCAGCCAAACUGCCAGAUGCUGUCAA
Sceloporus undulatus (fence lizard) is the source of this 5734-nucleotide messenger RNA. It is a transcript of the gene KIF1C, whose product is annotated as kinesin family member 1C. The record is from RefSeq and is a predicted model, not a curated record. The coding region runs from base 280 to 3738 and encodes 1152 amino acids. NCBI's taxonomy places the organism in Eukaryota, Metazoa, Chordata, Lepidosauria, Squamata, Phrynosomatidae. Gene Ontology annotation, biological process: microtubule-based movement. Gene Ontology annotation, molecular function: microtubule binding; microtubule motor activity; ATP binding. The transcript has 23 exons.